Molecule: messenger RNA, 2008 nt
Organism: Gasterosteus aculeatus aculeatus (three-spined stickleback)
Lineage: Eukaryota; Metazoa; Chordata; Actinopteri; Perciformes; Gasterosteidae
Source: RefSeq, a predicted model, not a curated record
AACAACUCCCCAUUCGAAAACAAACCUUUUUAAAAAGCGACACGUUGAGUUCAUAUUUGAUGCAUUAUGAAAAAACGUGAUCAAAACUGCAAGAAUUCAGCCAAACAACUUCUCUCGUCCUGGUAGAUUUAUUUGUCAGAUCACAAGUAUCCGCGCUGCGUUUGCAAAGGCAGGAGAACAACUGACCAAACAUCAGGAAAAACAUUGUGUCUCUAAUUCUCAUCCUUAUCAGACCCGUUUGCCUGGUUGGCGCUUGCUGACCUCGCACUCCUCAACCAGGACAAGACCCCGACUCCCUAAAUGAGCAGUGGGAAAAACGUUUUUGAUUCUCAAUUAUUGUUUUAUCCUUAUGUCAUUCAGAAAAAAAUCAAACAAGCGGAGGCUAGAAAUCAACGUCUGAUCAGAGAGCAGAACCGACUACGGUUCGCCGUGACUGAAAAGGAGGCCGCGGUGAAGCUGCUGCGGAAGACGCUGAGGGACAAAAGCGUCAGGCCACCUGGUUACAACGGUGAAGACUCAUGCGAGCAGCGCAAACGGCAGCUGGAGAACAACAUUGACAAGAUGAGAAUGAAGGUCACCGGGGUGAAGGAACUCCAAAAGACCUACCAGCACAUCCAUGACCACCUGCAGCAGGAGGUCCGUGAGAUGGAGCAGGCGCGCGGCCGCAAAGAGCACGCCGUCAGCACCGGACGGGCAGAGGUGGAGAGACUAAGCAGACAGCUCCAGGCAGAAGCAGCAGCUUUGGAGAGCUCACAGGGCAGGUUGGACGAGUUGCUGAGGAAGAAAGAAGAAAUGAAGCUUGACCAACUGAAUGCAGAAGAAAGGAAUCUGAACAGGACACCCGAGAAUCAGAAAGGGCGGGAAAUUGAUGGUGAUGAAGAAAAGGAAGAAGGAGCGCACUCAUUUCAUGUCACAGAUCAUCAGCCUUGUGACGUCAGUGGCGCUUCCCAGUCCGACAGGAAGCUGGUGGAGGACAUGGAGGCUCUGCGAGAAGCUCUGGGCGUCUGUCAUGUGCAGGAAAUAGGUCCCAGAGUGGCGUCUCUGUGGGCCACCAAGGAGCGGCUCCUCGCCGAGGUGACCCGGUACCAGGACGAGAUCAGGCAGGGGGCCAAAGCCUUCGCCGAGCUGGAGCUCCAGCACACCAAGCUCAAGUUCACACCUUCAGCCACGAGGUCAGACGAGCUGAGGGCAGAAGUGAAGGCCGAGCAGGAUGAGAAAGCGCUGCGUGUUCAGCGACUGCAGGCCGAUCUGAAGCGGUCUCAGGCCCUGUUGGACACUGCGGAGCGGGGGGUCAACAACCUGCACUUCAGGAUGAGCUGCGUCCCCGUAGAGGGGCUGUCCAGUGAGUCCCCUACCGAUAGCAUGGAGACACUGAAGGACAUCAGAGCCCGUCUGCCAAUGUUACUACAAAGAGCAUCGGAGCAGGAAGCCGACAGCGGCUUGGACCAAGAGACGGUUUACACUUUAUGCGAACAGCUCAACGCGAUGGAGUCAAGGAACGCCAAGGCACUAAGCAUCCCUACAGACGCGUCCCAUCUCAGCGGCGGUGAAGAGGACAGCGCUCCGUCCCGCGCUGAGAUCAAACGCCGCAGCAGCAGGCUGAUUGAAGCCGGGCGGAAGAAGUCAUCGAGAGGCAGGAGGAAGCAGUAGAGACUUGCAGCCCCAACUCUUGACACAAAGACACAAAUUUGACUCGCGUGGCGUCACACUAACUGCAAGAUUCUUACCUACAAGUUAUUUUUUCACUUGAGACAACAGUGUUUAUGUAUAUUUUCUGAUAUUUUCCCUUUUUUAAAAGUGACACGCCCACAGCGACCCGGCAUGCUGACCCAUGAUCACAGUCUUCAGUAGAUCUGGGUCACAUUAGCAAUGUGUAUUACCACCACUUUGCUUGAAACAUAGAAAUUUAGAAAUGUGCCACUGACACACUUGACCUGAUUAUUGGGUUUAAUCUGUCAAAUGUCAUCAAUAAGUCUCCUUCAUCAUAUGAAAUAAACAAAAAACAAUA